AUGACUGCUUUGGAGCGAAACUUAUGUCUUGUCGACUGGAUUGAAAUCACUCCGGAGGAUAGCUUACUCAAUCAACUUACUUUCACCUGGCCUUUUCGCAUAUCGUCGAUUGUGGAAAAUAGUGAAGCCAAACUACGCCGGGCUAAAGAUGAAGCCCUAGGGCAUUUGAGCGCUUUGCAAACGGAUCUGAGUGAAAGAAUGGACUUGCUCUGGAUCCGAGCCAAGCGCCAACAGGGGUUAUCGCGAAUGCAAUUAUCUGACGCAAACGCAAACGUUCGGGAACUGGACCAGCUGAGGACCAUGAUCACUAACCUUGCGGAGGAGGCGAGUUAA
Molecule: messenger RNA, 333 nt
Organism: Protopolystoma xenopodis
Lineage: Eukaryota; Metazoa; Platyhelminthes; Monogenea; Polystomatidea; Polystomatidae
Source: the annotation of a GenBank genome assembly